Messenger RNA from Acanthopagrus latus (yellowfin seabream), 2049 nucleotides. RefSeq names its product lysozyme g-like. The record is from RefSeq and is a predicted model, not a curated record. The coding region runs from base 133 to 699 and encodes 188 amino acids. Gene Ontology annotation, cellular component: extracellular region. The transcript is spliced from 5 exons. Gene Ontology annotation, molecular function: lysozyme activity. NCBI's taxonomy places the organism in Eukaryota, Metazoa, Chordata, Actinopteri, Spariformes, Sparidae. Gene Ontology annotation, biological process: peptidoglycan catabolic process; defense response to Gram-positive bacterium.
GUUUAACCGGAAGUCCGCCAGUGUAAGUACUGGUGUGCUGCCAGCUCACACCCAAAAGUGAACAGAGGGACACAGUGCUGCAGCUCUCACUUUCCAGUCUCAAGUGGACCGUCAGAGAAGAAAUCAGGAAAGAUGAGUUACGGAAACAUCAUGGGUGUUGAAACUACUGGUGCCUCAGCAGAAACAGCUAAGUCGGACGGGCUGGGAUACACAGGAGUGAAGGCAUCACACAAGAUGGCAGAGACUGACGCCGGCAGAAUGGAGAAGUACAAGUCUAAAAUCAAAAGUGUGGGAGGUAAAUAUGGAAUCGAUCCAGCUAUCAUCGCUGGCAUCAUCUCCAGAGAGUCCAGGGCUGGAAAUCAACUAAAGGAUGGCUGGGGAGAUGGGGGUAACGCCUGGGGACUGAUGCAGGUUGACGUGAAUCCACAAGGAGGUGGACACACUAAACGGGGUGCAUGGGACAGUGAGGAACACCUCUGCCAAGGCACCGAGAUCUUGGUUGAUUUUAUCAAACAGGUCACCAAAAAGUUACCUAGCUGGACCAAGGAGCAGCAGCUGAAAGGAGGAAUAGCAGCCUACAAUUUUGGGGUUAAAAACGUCCGCACCGUUGCAAAUGUUGAUGUUGGCACAAGCCAUGGAGACUACUCCAACGAUGUUGUUGCCAGAGCUCAGUGGUACAAAAGCAAUAGGGGCUACUAACAGCACAAUCCUCUGCAAAAUCUCCUUCAACUCAUAAAGGAAGUUGAUGUUGAGGUGUGCCUCGCGUUCAAUCAUACAAAUGAAACUAAUGCAAAGAUAAACCACUAAUGAAAUAUCUGUUUAUUGGGCUGAGGGCUCAGUGUGAACCAGGGGCAUUGCUAGGAGUGCAAAACAUCUGGGGCUUUAGCCAGCGUGGAUAGUCUUUUUUUAAUGGUGGUCUGGGAAAUUUUGAAAAUUGGGCUGCAAUUUCAACAUAGUUUGAGAGGGUUAGGAAGGCCAAUCGUUGGGGUUCUUAUUGUCAUAUUUUAAUCACAAAUAGCUAAUUUUCCCUCACUAUAGGCCUACUGAAUAAUGUUUACUCUAAAGAUAUUACAGCCUGUAAUAUGACCUGUGCUGUGUUCAUAGGCUAUUAAAGCAGGUAAAACAUUCCCUGUUGUAAUUUCUUUGCUUCAUUGUCUGUCUGCAUUGGGCCUAAAUCGUCAUUUAACAGAGACAACACACCCAGACUACACCCACGACCACAAGUCCGAUUUGAUUUAACACAGAAGGCAAAAUCAGAAUUUAAGAUUGGAAUGAUUAACACAUGUGCCUACCUGGUGUCAAGGUGACCAUAUAGAGGUUGAAUUCAUGGAUCUGGAUGAAUCUGUGCAAGAAAGUGAUCCUUGUUCUUCAUCAGAGGUUGGGGGAGACGAUGUCUCACUCUCCACAUUUUCUUGCUCUGGUUGCAACUUUUUUUUCCAAAGAUCCGUGUAUCCAUAUACUCUGUAUAUCCAUAAUAACUAACUACAGUAAAUGCUGCAAUGGUACUAAACAGUGGGCUAAUGGACGGGCUCUGAUAAUAUCAGUGACACGUAGAGGAGGAAAGAAUGACACUAAUGUUGAGUUUGCAACAAAUUAUUCUGACUCUGCCCAUAUAUGGGCAUAUGCCAUAAGGAAAGCCAGCUUCUGCACAAUUUGCACUGGUGACAAUGCUGCAGUUGUGGCUGCUGGCUGCUCGAUUUGCAACCACAUAAAAACCUCUGGGGCUACUUUCAACAUUAGGCAAUUGUAUUUGAUUUUUUGAUUUUUAAUUUUUUAAGACACAGAGAUCCGGGGCUAUUCCCAAAACAUCCACGGCUAUAGCCUCAAAUGCCCGGGUCUAACAACUUGCCUGGUGUGAAUUCUAGUUAAGACAAUUUGCAGAAAUGUAACAACCACUGUAUCCUUGUUUACGACUGUAACUGCACUGUUGUUGAGGCUGCUUCACGAUUUACAUAAUUUAAUACGGCUGAUUUACUGCAUUGAUUAUCGCAAUUGAUUUCAGCUUCUUACAAAGUGAGAGAUGUAAUAAAAGCAUGAAGUGUCACCACU